AUGAUAACAUCUAGCAAUUUUUUGUAUCUCAACCUAAAAGUUGAGAAUCUACUGAAGCUGUGUAAAACCCUACGACAUCUGCAUCAGUUUCAUGCCCAAUUCACCACUUCCGGCCGAAUAUCCAAUGAUCUGAAUCAGAACUCUGUUUUCGCCAAUAUCCUCUUCGCUAUCACCUCUAUUGCACCGUCUCCGACAACCACAUCAGCGUUACCGAAUUCGGUUUCAACGUCGACUUCGAGUGUGGUCGUGAGUUAUGCGGCUUCAGUUUUCAGAUUCAUCACAAACCCAUCAACGUUUUGCUUCAAUACGAUCAUUCGGGUUUAUACGCUUCAUGCCCCGUCUCUGUCCCUCUCUCCCCACCGUCUCUUCGUCCAGAUGCGACGUCGUUCGGUUCCUCCCGAUUUCCACACUUUCCCUUUCGUAUUCAAGGCUUGCGCAAGGAAGAACGUGAGUCUUACACUAGUCGAGACGCUGCAUUGUCAAGCUCUGAGAUUCGGGUUGUUGGCUGACUUGUUCACUCUGAACACUCUGAUUCGGGUCUACUCAUUGAUCACCCCAAUUGAUAGUGCCUUGCAGCUGUUCGACGAAAAUUCCCAGAGAGAUGUUGUUACGUACAACGUCUUGAUCGACGGGUUAGUGAAAGCCCGUGAGGUUGUUCGUGCACGACAGCUGUUCGAUUCAAUGCCAUUUCGUGACUUGGUUUCCUGGAACAGUCUCAUUGCUGGGUAUGCGCAGACGAACUAUUGCAACGAAGCAAUCAGCCUCUUCAGCGAAAUGAUUGCUUCGGGUUUCAAACCGGAUAACGUCGCGAUUGUUUCAACUCUCUCAGCUUGUGCCCAAUCUGGGGAUUUAGAAAAAGGGAAAGCUAUUCAUGAUUACACGAAAAGGAAGAGACUUUUCAUAGAUUCGUUUUUAGCUACUGCUUUGGUGGAUUUUUAUGCGAAAUGUGGUUUCAUCGAUACAGCAAUGGAGAUCUUCAACUUAUGCUCAGAUAGAACUUUGUUCACAUGGAAUGCGAUGAUCACUGGUCUCGCCAUGCACGGGAACGGCGAGCUGACCGUUGAUUACUUCCGUAGGAUGGUUAGUUCUGGUAUCAAACCGGAUGGAGUAAGCUUCAUAAGUGUUUUAGUUGGUUGCAGCCAUUCCGGUCAAGUUGAUGAAGCCAAGAAGCUUUUCCACGAAAUGGGAUCUCUGUAUGAUGUUGAUAGAGAGAUGAAACAUUAUGGGUGUAUGGCGGAUUUGCUUGGAAGAGCAGGGUUGAUCGAAGAAGCAGCGGAAAUGAUUGAGAAAAUGCCUAAAGAGGGAGGAAACAGAGAGAAACUCUUAGCGUGGAGCGGUUUGCUGGGCGGGUGUAGGAUCCACGGGAACAUAGAGGUCGCAGAGAAAGCUGCAGAGAGAGUUAAGGCGUUGAGUCCAGAGGACGGAGGAGUGUAUAAAGUGAUGGUGGAAAUGUAUGCAAAUGCAGAGAGAUGGGAGGAUGCUGUUAAAGUUAGGGAAGUGAUGGAAAGUGACGAGAAAGUGAAGAAGAGUGCUGGAUUUAGUAAAGUUAUCAUGUCCUAA
Thlaspi arvense is the source of this 1560-nucleotide messenger RNA. NCBI's taxonomy places the organism in Eukaryota, Viridiplantae, Streptophyta, Magnoliopsida, Brassicales, Brassicaceae. The record is from the annotation of a GenBank genome assembly.